This is a messenger RNA of Anneissia japonica, 363 nucleotides long. RefSeq lists its product as uncharacterized. The transcript has a single exon. The coding region runs from base 1 to 363 and encodes 120 amino acids. Lineage: Eukaryota; Metazoa; Echinodermata; Crinoidea; Comatulida; Comatulidae. The record is from RefSeq and is a predicted model, not a curated record.
AUGGAAGAGAAAGGUGAUGGUGAAAAUCAGCAAUUGCCUGAUAUAAAUGAAAUCAAUGUGAAUGCAGCAAUGUUGCCAAACCCAACAAAUACUAUCGACACCUUAAUAAAUCACUGUUCAAGUUGGCAGCGUCUCAAGAGAGCUGUGGCUUGGUGGUUAAGGUUGAAAACAUUUUUGUUCCAGAGAGCUAAAGGUACGCCUCCAGAGAAAAAGGAACGCCUAACAGUAGAUGAGUUGGAAAAUGCUGAGAUGGCUAUAAUUAGAUACAUACAACACCAGGAAUUUGCUGAAGAAAUCAGGAACUUACAGAGUUCAAGCAAAUCAAGCCGAGGAACAUUAUUACGCCUUGAUCCAGAGCUAUGA